GCUCAGAUGAUUCUGCUCACCCUCAUGUGACCUGCUGAAGAAUGAUGUGGGUUGCCAGGUGCUAGAAGCAAUUGGCGCAGCGUGACAGAACCCUCAGAUGAUGCAUCCUCCAUCUUUACACUAUAAUGAUUUCAGUGGAACAUGCAGAAGAGUGUCAGGCAGCAUUCAAACACAAUCUCUGCGUUUUCAUCCGAAGAGGCGACAGCUCUGACAGUCGACGUCGAGCUGCAUACAAAUGCGGUGGCGUUCAGCACUUCUGCCUGAGGAAGCGUCACUAAUGGCUGCCAGGCCGUCCCACAUCUACAGCUCCAAGUGCACGUAAAUGCCUCACAAUGCCUUCAAAAGUGUCAUGCCUCUACGUGUUGACGGUGGUUUGCUGGGCCAGCGCUCUGUGGUAUCUAAGUAUAUCCCGACCAACGUCAUCCUACGUCAACCAACUGUCCGCUCCGGCACGGAAAACGGUGAAAACGUUGAAAAGCAAUGCAACCACAACAUUCGGGAACAUCCGAACGCGUCCACUAAACCCUCACGGAUUUGAUUUCAUCAUCAACGAGCCCAAGAAAUGCGAAACCAACGUGCCAUUCCUCGUUAUUCUCAUCACAACAACGCACAAAGAGUUCGACGCCCGGCAGGCUAUUCGAGAAACAUGGGGCGAUGAAAGCACAUUUAGCGACCUGCGCAUUAUUACACUGUUUCUUCUGGGACGCAGUACGGAUGUGGUGCUCAAUCAGAUGGUGGAGCAAGAAAGCGAGAUCUUUCACGAUAUCGUAGUCGAGGAUUUUAUCGACUCGUAUCACAAUCUAACCCUCAAAACGCUUAUGGGAAUGCGCUGGGUGGCCACCUUCUGCAACCAAGCCAAGUAUGUGAUGAAAACAGACAGCGACAUCUUCGUCAACAUGGAUAAUUUGGUGUAUAAGCUGUUAAAACCGGCUACAAAACCUAGACGGAGGUACUUCACUGGAUACGUCAUUAAUGGUGGACCAAUACGGGACAUGCGUAGCAAAUGGUACAUGCCUAGAGAUCUUUAUCCCGAGAGCAAAUACCCACCUUUUUGUUCUGGAACAGGAUAUGUGUUUUCAGCAGACGUUGCGGAGCUCAUCUAUAAGACUUCCCUGCACACUAGACUCCUGCAUUUGGAGGAUGUUUAUGUCGGCGUGUGUUUGAGGAAGCUGGGAAUCCACCCGUAUCAGAACAGUGGCUUCAAUCACUGGAAAAUGGCCUACAGUCUUUGCAGGUACCGGCGGGUCAUCACCGUCCACCAGAUCUCCCCUGAAGAGAUGCAUCGCAUCUGGAAUGACAUGACCAGCAAGAAGCAUCUCAAGUGUUAAGGCGGAUGUCUGAGGAGGUGUAUGUGUGCCCUUUUUUGAUACCCAUAGUGCAACCUGAAGCCUUGGGAUGAUUUUCCUAGAGAAAAAGAACACAAACAUCUCUGUGGAGCAGUUUUCAGAUGCAGCCGUGGAUCACAGUUGGCAAGAUGUGCUAUUCGUGUUGAUAUUACAGCUUUUUGUUUGUAAAGGUUCAACAUGCUGGUGCUUCUUUUUGUCCGGAUGCACAGCAGAUGUGUUGAAUGAAUGUCCUUAAAUGGUUAGUUCAAGCUAAAAUGUAAAUUCUGCUAUUAAUUACUCACCCUCAAGUGCUUUCAAUUCUCUGCCAUUAUCUUCAGAACACAAGUGAAGGUAUUUUAGAUGAAAUCCAAGAGCUCUCUCAUCCUCCUUGGGCAGCAAUGGUUCUCAGUGUUUAAAGUCUAGAAAAUUAACCAAAAACAAAACAACUUUAAUCCAAUAAAGCUCCAGGGAGGCUUUUGUAAAACUGUAAAUACAACUGUGCGUUUACUAAGUACUGUCAUUAAGCUCAAGGCAUACAAAGCUGACGUCAAAGAACAAUCGGCGACAAAAACUGACGGUGUUUUCACCUAAUGUGAGCUGCGUUUGGUCCUGCCUGGACAAAAAAAUUGAUGUGAACACAAACAGAUGACAGCUGACUGAAAUGACAGGGUAUGUGCUGCACCUGCAUGAGAGUAUGUAUUUUUCCAUACCAGCAGGUGGCAGCAGUCUCAUGACUCAUUCCAUAAAGGGAAACCGAAAAUUAUGGUAAACACAAAACGUAAACAAAGCAGCGUUUGCAUACCAUUGUUGCAUAACUCUCGCCUACCACAGGGGUUGUUUAUAAAUAUUUAAGAGAUGCGAUAAAAUGAAAGCCGGAUUCUGUGUUUCCUCUUGAUUUGCAUUGUUUGCUUGGUUUUGUAACUUCAGUUUUGUUCUCGUGCUCUGAUUUGUAGCUUAACAGUCAAUCCGAGUGCUCUAUUUCAGGGGCUUCCAAACUUUUUAGCCUUUGACCCCAAAAUAACAAUGCAAGUGACACGCAACCCCCAAUAUUCUCUGAGGUGGUUAUAAAUAUGAAAACCUUGCAAACGCAAAAUGUCUCACACACACUAAUAGGCCCAUGUCUAUUCUUGGAUAAUUUUGGAGAACACCACUCUGAGUUUAUCUUCCAUCUUCAGUUGUGGCCUGUAUUUAUUUUGAAUGUAUAUGAGUGCCGUAAAGGUGUCAAAGUUUACCCUGGUGCCAUAAAAUCAAUCUGCUACAUCUGAUCCUAUUGCUGUGUCUUUAA
Molecule: messenger RNA, 2610 nt
Organism: Danio aesculapii
Lineage: Eukaryota; Metazoa; Chordata; Actinopteri; Cypriniformes; Danionidae
Gene: b3galt1b
Product: UDP-Gal:betaGlcNAc beta 1,3-galactosyltransferase, polypeptide 1b
Exons: 3
Coding region: 333-1328 (331 amino acids)
Cellular component (GO): membrane
Molecular function (GO): N-acetyl-beta-D-glucosaminide beta-(1,3)-galactosyltransferase activity
Source: RefSeq, a predicted model, not a curated record